Molecule: messenger RNA, 276 nt
Organism: Wickerhamiella sorbophila
Lineage: Eukaryota; Fungi; Ascomycota; Dipodascomycetes; Dipodascales; Trichomonascaceae
Exons: 1
Coding region: 1-276 (91 amino acids)
Source: RefSeq, a predicted model, not a curated record
AUGCGUAUUUCACAGUAUCUACUAAAGAGUGUGACUUUCUAUACCCGCCCGCAAUGUGGUCUCUGUGGAACCGCCAAGACCAAUCUCAUGGCUGCUGGCAAAACUGUACCGUUUGACUACAAGGAGGUGAACAUUGACGAGCCAGAAAACAAAGAGUUCUAUGAUCUGUAUGCUUUCGACGUUCCGGUUAUGAAAUUCGAGGACGGCAGUAGCGAGAAGAUCGUUAUGCACCGCAUCACCACCGAACAGGCGAUCGAGACGUUGAAUUCUCUGUAA